Thamnophis sirtalis is the source of this 1107-nucleotide messenger RNA. The record is from RefSeq and is a predicted model, not a curated record. Lineage: Eukaryota; Metazoa; Chordata; Lepidosauria; Squamata; Natricidae.
AUGCUGCGGCGGCGGCUGCUGUUGCUCCUGCUGGCGGGGCUGGGCGGCUUCGGCGGGCUGUGCGGGGCGCCGGGCGAGACCUUCAGCUCCAUGCUCAGCAUCCGGCGGGCGCUGGGCACGGAACGGGAGCUGCUGCGCCACCUGCGCUCUUACCUGGAGGACGAGGCCAGCCGGCUGCGAGACCUGGACAGAUUCUACCGGAAGAUCCAGGAUUUGCAUCAGGGAUCGAGCGGCACCAUGGCGAACCCCUUGAUGGCGUUUGCCCUGAUCAAGAGAUUGCAGUCAGACUGGAGGAACGUGGUUUACAGCAUGGAGGGAAGUGAGAAUAUUCAAGGAUCACGUCCCAUGCACUCCUGUAUCUAUGUAUCUAUGUAUCUAUGUAUCUAUGNCGACAAGGAGGAUUAUUACCACUCCAUUCCGUGGAUGGAGGAAGCUGUCCGGCUCUUCAGGGUCUCCUACGGGGACUGGAAGACGGAAGAUGAAGGGAGCCUGGAAGACGCUCUGGAUCAUUUAGCCUUCUCCUACUUCAUGGCAGGAAACAUUUCUCACGCCUUAAGGCUGUCCCAGGAAUUUCUCCACUACGAUCCAGGCAAUGAGCGGAUGGCGAGGAACGUCCUGAAAUAUGAGGCGCUUUUGAGGAAGGACCAGGAGGAGGGCAAGGGAAGAAUCGCGGUGCAGAGGCCCAACGUGACUCAUCUGGAGACGCGAGAUGCGUACGAGGAGCUCUGCCAGAGGCUGGGGUCUCAGCUGCAGAGAUCAGUGGUGGCUUCGGGAGAAAAUCAGGAACAAGCAGACUAUCGGAUCAGUCAGAGGAAAAGCCCCCUUUAUCGGAUGAAAUCCGGAAACCGAAUAGCUACGUUGAUGGUCUAUCUGACUUCGGUGGAAGCUGGAGGAUCUACAGCCUUUAUUUAUGCAAAUCUCAGUGUGCCGGUUAUCAAGAAUGCCGCUCUCUUCUGGUGGAACCUGCGGAGGAACGGGGAAGGGGACGACGCCACCCUCCACGCCGGCUGCCCGGUCCUUGCGGGAGACAAGUGGGUGGCCAACAAGUGGUUCCACGAACACGGGCAGGAGUUCCACAGGCGGUGCGGCACCGACCCGGGAGAAUAG